CGUUGCAAGGACAAGUGCCACCAAGGGCGACACCGGCGACGGCGGCGGCAACUCAUGCCAGGCGCCGCCAGCUGAUCUCCAUGGCCAAGUGCCGCAGUCGCUCCAUUCUCAACGAUGAAUCGCCCACGCCGGAGGCAUCCUGCCCUGCUCCAGCUCCAGCUACUGCAAAUCCUUCGCCGCAACCCCAACCACAACAACAACCGCAACAACAACAACAGAACUACUUACCUCAAACAUCUUUGCUGAAAAUCGAACCGUUCGUUCCUAGUUUUAAUCAAAGACUUCGCCGGCGUCCUAUUGGUCGCUCCCAUAGCACCUUAAGCCACAAUGCCAUCCCGAAGCGACCGGUGCAGCAGCAACUCCAGCAGCAACAACUCCAGCAGCAGCAGCAGCAAUCGGAGCUGCAAGUUGGCCAGCAGCAACAACUCAAGCGGAGCUAUGCCGCCGCCGUCCAAAUCCGCCAGCAGCAGCAGCAACAGCAGCAACGGAAUCUGCCACGUGGCGUUGGCAUCCAGCGUCAGCGCUCCAAGUCCACCUCCUCCUCGGCGGCCUCCAAUAGCUGUCGUCCAGCCACGGCGGCUGUGACACCCAACACUCUAGUGGGGAGUGCGGGUGGAACUCUGGUCAGCGGAGCCAUAGUCACUCCGCAGCCAAAUGGCAUUUGUCGGAUCCAGAGAUUGCCCAAGGAACGCGAGGAGCUGCCCGAUCGCAUUAACUACGAUAAAAGGGGUCUCACGGCGAUUCCCAUCUUCGAGCAGGAGCCCAAUCUUCGCCUGCUGUCGCUGCAGCACAACCUGAUCAACACCUUUCACAUACCCAAGGAGCUGCCACCUCCACCGCCUCCAGCUCCUCCUCCGCCCAUCGCCACUCCGCGGGAGAGCAACAACAACAAGCUGGGUGAGUACAACGGCAAUGGAAAACCGGAGGGCGGACGAAGCGGGUUGCGUGGCCAUCAUCCCGGAAGACUAACCCGUGCCAUGACCAAUGCAGGCGGUAAUUCCCAUCGCCUGUCGCCCAAGUCCGGUGGAAGUCCGGGCUCAGGAAGUCCGCUGACCACUCAGGCGCUGGCCAUCAACGGAGGAGGACCCGCAGGACGCUCCAAGCUGGCCAAAAGGGGCUACAACUACGGACAGGCCCAACUGACGCCUCCGCCGGCGUUGCGCAUGCGCUACGGACUGGAGAAGUCCAAGAGCUUUGUGAGCAGCAGUCUGCAGGCGAUGAAGCACCAACAACAGCUCAUCCAAAGGCGGGCAUUUCUGAAGGCCACCAGGGGUGUCGCCGGUGGAGCAGCCAGCAAUCUUCUCCAGAGUUGCGAUGAGGGCAGCGCCCUGCACAGCAGCAAUCUCUCGCUCUGCGGCGGCUGUGGCGAGGAAGAGGAUUCUCCCAGUGUGAUGAACUCCAUUUCCGCCUUGGACCAACUAAGCAUCAAGAACAAGCAGUUAAGCUUGAGCGCCAGUUAUGGAAGCAUCUUUCAGCAGCUCGUCUUCCUGGAUCUCUAUGACAAUCAGAUCGAGAGGAUAGCCAAUCUGGAUGGACUGCCUUCACUUUCUGUGCUUCUGCUGGGCAAAAACCGAAUCACGGAUAUUGGAGGGCUGUCUUCGCUCAAGGAUUCCCUAAGGGUCCUAGAUCUGCAUGGCAAUAAACUCACCAGUUUGGGCAGUCGCAUCAAUUGCCUGCAGCAACUCAAGUCCUUAAAUCUGGCGGGGAACCAAAUUCGUCAGAUAAACCAGCAGGACUUCCUGGGGCUGCGGUGCCUCAGGGAGCUGAACCUCAAGAGGAACAAACUCAGGCGGAUCAAUGGCUUCCAGCAUUUGGUGGCUCUGGAAAGGCUGUGGUUGUGCCACAAUGAGCUGCACAGAGUGGACGAUAUGGCCAGUAUAGCCAGGGCCAAUAAACUCCUGGAAGUGACAAUCGAGAACAAUCCUGUCUCGUUAGCCGGAGAUUGUGUGUCCUUCCUGGUGUCGUAUCUCCCACUGCUGCAGUCCCUUAGCCAGAUGCCCAUCACGGAGCAAGUGCGUCGAGCGGCUCUUGCCUGGCGUCAACACAAGGAACAGGCACAAGCUGCUCCUGGAAGUUCCGAAGCCUAUCACAACAUCCGGCGGGAAGAGGUGAUAUCCAAUGCGAGGACCAACUGGGAACUCCUACGAUCCCAACAGACUGUGGUGGGUCGUCCCAAGAGUCGGCUGACCAGUGAGCUGGCCAAAAUCAACGAAUCCAACGAGGGUCCAACAGCCGAAGAGGCGGAAACCGAGUCCGAGGAAUCGCAGCAACCCAAGGAAUUAAUGGACGAACUGCAGGCACUGAUUAAACUGCCACCAAUAUCCAAGAAUGUGAAGAGUCCGCAGGAGGAAGACGGUGUCUCCUCGGAAGCUUCCAGCCUAGGACCCAAUGUCGACUCCUGCUCCAGUUGUUAUAGUUCAGACAAUGAGGAGGGUGGUGCUAAAAACAAACCACUGACGCCACAGAUCGAUGAGAACUGCAAUAAAGUGGGUUUGGCAGAGAAGCCACCACCUUCACCUGCUACUCCAGUAAGUCCAUCUCCAGACGCGGUUAGGGUUAUUCCUCCUGCUCCGGUGGCUUCUUCCCCUUCACCGCCGGCUGUGACCUUGACUCCACCAGCUGCUCCCGGAACUCCAGUGCCCGGAGCCGCGCCCACUCCUCCACCAGCUGCUACUGCCACCUUGCCAGUGCCCGCCACUGCCUCCUGCAACACAAGUCGUCCGACGAGCAGUAAACAGCGUUCCCGUCAUGCGCCCAUCACCCAACUGGGCUUGCAGAUCAACCAGAGGGGUGGAACAGGUGCGUCCUCCAGGCGGUACAUGGCCGGCAGUCUGGUGCGGGCACAAACCGUGAGCAGCAGCACCAGCAACAGCAGCAGUUCCAACAGCACGGGCAGAGGAAAGGCCACCAACAAUGGAUUAACCUUAGUGGCAACUCAAUCAAAGGCGGCAACCAGUGCCACUUCCAGUCAAUCUUCUGCAGGAACUGGUGCAGCAGCAGGAGCAUCGGCAACUGGAGCAGCCGCUGCUGGAACCACAGCCACUCCCAGUGCCGCCAUCACUGUAUCCAAGCCAAGCGCCGCUGAACGGGAAAGAGAGCAAGGUGGUGACUAUCUGAUCGAGAUAUGUGGAAGGUACCUCAACAUCUAUGGCCAGGGAGCCCUCCGAUUCAUCGACAAGCAGUGGAAUCCGGCCAAGGCCAACGAUGUGCACACUUUAAACUUCAGCUACAUAAACUUCAACAGCAUCGUCUGUGUGCUGGGCAGGAUUAAGUUGAGGUUUCCCCAUGCCGAGCACUUCGUUUUCCGGGAAACAAACAUCUCCUGUUUGGGUCAACUGAAUGGAUUGGCCGAGCUCCAGGGCCUCAGCAGCUUACUCAUCGACGCCGAGGGUAAUGGCAUCACUUCGAAGGAAUCCUGGCGAGCCUACGCCAUCUACAGGUUGUCCCACUGGGGAUUGAAGCAGCUCAACGGUCAGGAGGUCACCGAAGCGGAAGUGGAGGCUGCAAAUGCCAUGUAUGUUGGACUCUCAGACCUGGUGCUGUGGUCCAUGCCUGAAGUGAUGCUGCAGCCACUGCUGGCACGACUGCGACUGGAUGAGACCUGCACGGCCAGCAAGUUGUCUCCGAAAGAGUGGCUCCAGCGGCCGGACAACAAAUCCCUGCGUCUGGUGGUGGGAAAAGAAGCACUGCAGUGGAAGAAGAAUACUGGAGCAGCAACCGCGGCCUCCAUGAACUUGAAUCCAGCGACGGACGCUGGGAGCACUGCCAUGGCGCCCAGUGCCCGAGAUCGGGGUCGCCAGCACUUUGCCCUGCUGCUGGAGAACACCUGCAACGCCGUGGAGAAGCUGCACAAACUGGAAACGCUGUGGCCCAGCAUGCUGCUCGACAUCGUCCGGAACACGCUGCUCGAUUACGCCCAGUUGGAUGUCUACCUGCGGAACCUCAUGUGCGAGCUGAUGAAGUGAGGUGCGUUUCCAA
This is a messenger RNA of Drosophila ficusphila, 3978 nucleotides long. RefSeq lists its product as uncharacterized. The record is from RefSeq and is a predicted model, not a curated record. Bases 81 to 3965 code for a protein of 1294 amino acids. Gene Ontology annotation, molecular function: protein binding. The transcript has 2 exons. NCBI's taxonomy places the organism in Eukaryota, Metazoa, Arthropoda, Insecta, Diptera, Drosophilidae.